CGGCGACCGAGCGGAGCCGGGCUCGGAGCCCUCAGUCUGCCCGAGCUGCGGAUGUGGGCGCGGGACAAGCACUCGGCGCCUCCCCCCAAGAUGGACAGCCGCUACACCAGCACCGCGGGCAUCGGGGACUUGAACCAGCUGAGCGCGGCCAUCCCGGCCACGCGGGUGGAGGUGUCGGUGUCCUGCAGAAAUCUUCUUGACAGAGACACAUUUUCUAAAUCUGAUCCAAUUUGUGUCUUAUAUAUACAAGGAGUUGGAAAUAAAGAAUGGAGAGAGUUUGGAAGGACCGAAGUAAUUGAUAACACAUUAAAUCCGGAUUUUGUAAGAAAAUUUAUUCUGGACUACUUUUUCGAAGAAAGAGAGAAUCUUCGUUUUGACUUGUAUGAUGUUGAUUCAAAGAGCCCUAACUUGUCCAAACAUGACUUUCUGGGACAAGUGUUUUGUACAUUGGGUGAGAUUGUUGGUUCACAGGGAAGCCGCCUGGAAAAGCCAAUAGUAGGAAUUCCAGGGAAGAAAUGUGGUACUAUCAUACUUACAGCUGAGGAAUUAAACUGUUGCAGGGAUGCUGUUCUGAUGCAAUUUUGUGCUAACAAAUUGGACAAGAAGGACUUCUUUGGGAAAUCGGACCCUUUUCUUGUAUUUUAUCGAAGUAAUGAAGAUGGCAGUUUUACAAUUUGUCAUAAAACAGAAGUUGUCAAAAACACUCUCAAUCCUGUAUGGCAAGCAUUCAAGAUCUCCGUCAGGGCAUUAUGUAAUGGCGAUUACGACAGAACAAUCAAAGUAGAGGUAUAUGACUGGGAUCGGGAUGGGAGCCAUGAUUUCAUUGGUGAAUUUACAACAAGCUACAGAGAACUUUCUAGAGGGCAGUCACAAUUCAACGUGUAUGAGGUGGUGAAUCCCAAAAAGAAAGUAAAAAAGAAAAAAUAUAUUAAUUCGGGAACAGUAACCUUACUCUCUUUCUUGGUAGAAACAGAAGUUUCAUUCCUUGACUAUAUUAAAGGAGGAACGCAAAUCAAUUUCACAGUCGCUAUUGAUUUUACAGCAUCAAAUGGCAACCCUGCCCAGCCUACUUCUCUCCACUACAUGAAUCCUUACCAACUGAACGCCUAUGGGAUGGCACUGAAAGCAGUGGGAGAAAUCGUUCAAGAUUAUGACAGUGAUAAAAUGUUCCCAGCUCUAGGUUUUGGUGCAAAGCUGCCUCCAGAUGGAAGGAUAUCUCACGAGUUUGCUUUGAAUGGGAACCCUCAAAACCCCUACUGUGAUGGCAUUGAGGGCGUGAUGGAGGCUUAUUAUAGGAGCCUGAAGUCUGUGCAGCUAUAUGGGCCAACCAACUUUGCUCCUGUAAUUAAUCACGUAGCAAGAUAUGCUUCUUCUGUAAAGGAUGGCUCCCAGUAUUUUGUGCUCCUGAUUGUGACAGAUGGUGUUAUCUCAGAUAUGGCUCAAACAAAGGAGUCUAUAGUUAACGCUUCAAAACUUCCAAUGUCAAUAAUUAUAGUUGGUGUCGGACCAGCAGAAUUUGAUGCAAUGAUUGAGUUGGAUGGAGAUGAUGUACGAGUUUCCUCCAGAGGAAAAUAUGCUGAAAGGGACAUUGUGCAGGUAAGACGUUUGAUGAGAAUUACCUAUUUUGUUCAUUGUGAACAGCCCUCGUCAGUUCUGAUUUGUAAAUGAACAACUUAUAUUGAAAUUGAGAGUCAGGUUCUGUUUAAUUUAAUUGGUGGAUUAUCUAUAGAAUAAGCACCAAUUACUUUCCCCUGGACUUUAGGUUCACCGCAUAUAAAAUAGAAUUGCUAAUAAGUUAUUUGUAUUAUUAUUUUAUUAUUACCUACUUUAUUAUUACCAGAAACUAUUGAGAUUUUUAGUGAAAUUAGAAUCUAGAAACAUAAUGAGUUUUUUAAUGAUGCUUAUCAAUUCAUGAUUUAGUCUGCAACAAAAACUAAAUGUACUUUAAGACAGCUUAUUUAUAUUCAGAGUAGGUAAAUUUAGUACAAACAAACCAAAAAUGUAGAUAUUUUCAUACUUCCUUUGUAUAUUAUGGUUAGCAAAGUGA
Molecule: messenger RNA, 2047 nt
Organism: Miniopterus natalensis
Lineage: Eukaryota; Metazoa; Chordata; Mammalia; Chiroptera; Miniopteridae
Source: RefSeq, a predicted model, not a curated record